AUGGUAGAUUCCAUGAACUUCCUACCAGAUGCUCAGCAUGACCUUCUCAUGGAUUUCACCUCUCACGAAAGGAUCCGGCAUUUCAUCGCCAGCGCACCACUCAGUGACAAUGGUGUCCAGCCAGUCGAAUCAGCCGCUUUUGGAGAGCAGCUGAGUGCAGAAGUCCAGGCGUCUUUGGCGGUUGCCGUCGCUCAAUGCAUGAGGGAGCCACUGACCUAG
This is a messenger RNA of Necator americanus (New World hookworm), 219 nucleotides long. RefSeq lists its product as uncharacterized. The transcript has 2 exons. The record is from RefSeq and is a predicted model, not a curated record. Lineage: Eukaryota; Metazoa; Nematoda; Chromadorea; Rhabditida; Ancylostomatidae. The coding region runs from base 1 to 219 and encodes 72 amino acids.